AUGAAGGUUAAAUGGACCAUGUUGGGCAUGGUUGUCUUCUUCCUGCUUUCUGUGGUUAUGACCGUCUGCUUCAUUUGGCAAUACAGGAUACCGAAGUUGAAGACAGUUGACAUGAAAGAAAUAGAAGCGGAAGAGAUGUGCCCUCGUUAUCCUGAACCUGUGCCCCUCAAACAUCCCAUUACAUCUCUAAGAGUAGCUUUAGAGAAGGUUGAUUUACUCCUCAAGAGCUGUGUUGACAGCACCAAGCUUCCGGCAAUAUCUGCCAUUUUGGUUUUAAAUGACUCUAUACUGUGGAAUGGUAAUUUUGGUAAAAGGAACAGAAGUGACCCAAAAUCUCCAGCGCCAAAUGAAUACACAGUUUACAGAAUUGCAAGCCUAUCCAAAAUAUUUCCAACUCUGAUGCUGUACAAGCUGUGGGAGGACGGUCUGGUGGACUCACUUGAUGAUCCAGUGGAGAGGUACAUAAAGAACUUCACCAUCAAGAAUCCGCUGGGGAAAGAGGGAGCGCCAGCAUUGUCGUCAGGCAGGCCCUUCAAUAGGACUACUAUUACGUUACGAAGAAUGGCUAGCCAUCUUUCUGGCUUACCCCGAAGAUUAAGGUCAACUAAUCUUCUCUGGAACAAAGACACAAAUGCAGCUCUUCAUUUGUUACAAGAUGAUGUCCUUGUUGCAGAUCCCGGAACAAAAUGCCACUACAGCAACGUUGCCUUUUCAUUACUGGCCAACAUCCUCGCUGAGAAGAUAACGGGAAUGGACUUUGAAAAGUGGAUAACCCGUAAUAUUUUGCAUCGGUUCAGCAUGAAGAACACUGGUUUCAACAUGACUCCGGCCAUUCAAAAGGAGAUGGCUGUGGGCGUCUACAACAACGGUCAGCCGGCUCCCCUUUACAACCUGGGCUGGUAUCGACCCGCCGGUCAGAUGUACUCCACAACAGCGGACACAGCAACGCUAAUUAAGGUCCUGCUGGGCUCGUAUAGUAGGACGUUUCUCCGAAAAGACACCCUUAACACUAUGCUAGCCCCGCUUUUCCAGUGCCAGACUGGGUAUUUCACCGACUACACUGGCACACCAUGGGAGAUCAAUCAACAACUUGGCUAUGACGUGGUCAGGAAAGACGGUGACUUGGAUGGUUUUGCUGCCUCUCUGUCACUAGUGCCACGUCUCAAAUUAGGAAUGGUGGUCCUGAUGGCAGGGGUCCGACCUUCAGACCAGGAUAUUGUGAGGCAGGUCUACAACUACCUCAUUCCUGCAUUGGAAAGCGCUUUCAGAGAUGCUGAACUGACUCCUAAACCACCACCUGACCCAACUCCGUAUAUAGGUUUUUUCACUUAUAGGAAUAUGACUUUCUAUGAGAUUAAAGUGGGGUCCAACGGGGGUCUGGUCAUGCAACAGUUUGGACCACAGGUGGAUCGUACCAUCCCAAGCAAUUUCCAAACUAUCCAACUUCAUUACCUUCAAGAAAGAGUGUUUAGAGUUGUGUUCAAAAGUCCAUAUCCUUGUAAAUUAAUAGUCAACAGUGCCUCGGUCUCGUUGGAGACUCAAGACAGACAGCUUUUUAACUUUUAUGUCUUCAACAAAAGAGGUGUUUCACCAGGUUUUGAUUCGCCAGGACUCAAUACUUAUAAAGUCAUGAGGAUGGCAAGCAGACCGUAUUUUACUACAUAG
Molecule: messenger RNA, 1665 nt
Organism: Nerophis lumbriciformis (worm pipefish)
Lineage: Eukaryota; Metazoa; Chordata; Actinopteri; Syngnathiformes; Syngnathidae
Source: RefSeq, a predicted model, not a curated record